AUGGAGCCCAAGAGGUCCUCGCCCCAGGCGCAGCCCCAGCCGCGCGCGGCGACUAAGAAGUCGCCUCCCCGCGCUGCCGCCGCCGACGCCGCCAUCGCCGACUCGCCGCUCAGCAGCCUGUUCCACCCGGCGCCGCACGGGGUAAACGGCAAAGAGCAGGACUUGUACGCCAUUCUCUUCAAGGGGCAGAACGGCAAUGCUCAGGCUAGCAUGACAGAUGGUAAAUCCCAGUGGAGUCCUGCUAGGGGCCGCACAACAUAUACCAAGGAUAUCAAGUAUGACUCGGUUGGUACAUCAUCUUGUUUUGGUUCUUCUGUGCACUAUGGUGGCCGAGAAUAUUAUGGCAGCUCUGCACCUAAGCAAUCCGCGGAAUACAGUGAUUACAAGGUGGAUAAGAAGGAUCCUGUCGCAGAUUCUCAUGGCGAUUGGUGGCAAGCUCGUUUUACUACUAAGCAAGAGCUUGGUGUCCUCUCCCUUUUCGAACAAGGAAAUCGAAGGGGAGAGGUGUGGAACCUAAUUUCCUUGAUAGCAGUUAUAUACCUUACAUAG
Molecule: messenger RNA, 549 nt
Organism: Triticum turgidum subsp. durum (durum wheat)
Lineage: Eukaryota; Viridiplantae; Streptophyta; Magnoliopsida; Poales; Poaceae
Source: the annotation of a GenBank genome assembly